Messenger RNA from Rattus rattus (black rat), 5319 nucleotides. It is a transcript of the gene Rps6ka2, whose product is annotated as ribosomal protein S6 kinase A2. Gene Ontology annotation, biological process: intracellular signal transduction; protein phosphorylation. The record is from RefSeq and is a predicted model, not a curated record. Bases 182 to 2383 code for a protein of 733 amino acids. The transcript is spliced from 21 exons. Gene Ontology annotation, molecular function: ribosomal protein S6 kinase activity; ATP binding; magnesium ion binding. Lineage: Eukaryota; Metazoa; Chordata; Mammalia; Rodentia; Muridae.
CUGGGGCCCGGGCCCGGUGGCCGGCGCGGCCUGCCCUUUGUGCUUGCAGUCCGCAUCCGCGCCCAGGGCCGCCGCGUCGGGCUCCCCGGCGCGCGUGCCCGCCCGCGCGCUGCCUAGCCUGGGAUGUGCCGGGGAUGCGCGCCCGCCGGCCCUGCGGCUCCUGGCAGCUGGGCGCGGGGCGAUGGAGCUGAGCAUGAAGAAGUUCACGGUGCGCAGGUUCUUCUCAGUGUACCUGCGCAAGAAGUCGCGCUCCAAGAGCUCCAGUCUGAGUCGCCUCGAGGAAGAAGGCAUCGUGAAGGAGAUUGACAUUAGCAGCCAUGUGAAGGAAGGCUUCGAGAAGGCAGACCCCUCCCAGUUCGAGCUGCUAAAAGUUUUAGGACAAGGGUCGUAUGGAAAGGUGUUCUUGGUGAGGAAAGUCACAGGAUCGGAUGCUGGUCAGCUCUACGCCAUGAAAGUCCUGAAGAAAGCCACCUUGAAAGUGCGAGACCGGGUCAGGUCUAAGAUGGAGAGAGACAUCCUGGCAGAGGUGAAUCACCCUUUCAUCGUCAAGCUGCAUUACGCCUUUCAGACCGAAGGCAAGCUCUACCUGAUCCUGGACUUCCUGCGGGGAGGAGACCUCUUCACCAGGCUUUCCAAAGAGGUGAUGUUUACGGAGGAGGAUGUCAAGUUCUACCUGGCUGAGCUGGCCUUGGCUCUGGACCACCUCCACAGCCUGGGGAUCAUCUACAGGGAUCUGAAGCCUGAAAAUAUCCUCCUGGAUGAAGAGGGACAUAUUAAGAUCACAGAUUUUGGCUUGAGCAAGGAGGCCAUCGACCAUGACAAGAGAGCCUAUUCAUUCUGUGGGACUAUUGAGUACAUGGCGCCCGAGGUGGUGAACCGGCGUGGACACACACAGAGUGCUGACUGGUGGUCCUUUGGUGUGCUCAUGUUCGAGAUGCUCACAGGGUCCCUGCCGUUUCAGGGGAAGGACAGGAAGGAAACAAUGGCCCUCAUCCUCAAAGCCAAGCUGGGCAUGCCUCAGUUCCUCAGUGCCGAGGCGCAGAGCCUGCUGAGAGCCCUUUUCAAGCGGAAUCCCUGCAACCGGCUAGGUGCUGGUGUUGACGGAGUGGAGGAAAUUAAACGUCACCCGUUCUUUGUCACCAUAGACUGGAAUAAGCUGUACCGCAAGGAAAUCAAGCCGCCCUUCAAGCCAGCAGUGGGAAGGCCCGAGGACACCUUCCACUUUGACCCUGAGUUUACUGCAAGGACCCCCACAGACUCUCCUGGUGUCCCCCCAAGUGCAAACGCCCACCACCUGUUCAGGGGGUUCAGCUUUGUGGCCUCCAGCCUGGUCCAGGAGCCUUCACAGCAAGACGUACCCAAGGCCCCCAUUCACCCGAUUGUGCAGCAGUUACAUGGGAACAAUAUCCACUUCACUGAUGGCUACGAGAUCAAGGAGGACAUCGGGGUGGGCUCCUACUCAGUGUGCAAGCGGUGUGUACACAAAGCCACGGAUGCCGAGUACGCCGUGAAGAUCAUCGAUAAGAGCAAAAGGGAUCCCUCAGAGGAGAUUGAGAUCCUCCUGCGGUAUGGCCAACACCCCAACAUCAUCACCCUAAAAGAUGUCUACGAUGAUGGAAAAUACGUAUACCUGGUGAUGGAGCUCAUGCGAGGUGGGGAGCUGCUGGACCGCAUCCUCCGCCAGCGGUGCUUCUCAGAGCGGGAGGCCAGUGAUGUGCUGUACACCAUCGCCAGGACCAUGGACUACCUGCACUCCCAAGGGGUUGUUCAUCGGGACCUGAAACCAAGUAACAUUCUGUACAUGGAUGAAUCUGGAAACCCCGAAUCUAUCCGCAUCUGUGACUUUGGGUUUGCCAAACAGCUGCGAGCAGAAAAUGGACUGCUCAUGACCCCCUGCUAUACUGCAAACUUUGUGGCUCCUGAGGUCCUGAAGCGGCAAGGCUAUGACGCAGCGUGUGAUGUCUGGAGCCUGGGAAUCCUGCUGUACACCAUGCUGGCUGGGUUCACCCCUUUUGCUAAUGGGCCAGACGAUACCCCCGAGGAGAUUCUGGCGAGGAUUGGCAGUGGGAAGUACGCCCUUUCUGGAGGAAACUGGGACUCCAUAUCGGAUGCAGCAAAGGACGUCGUGUCCAAGAUGCUCCACGUGGACCCGCAGCAACGCCUAACAGCAGUUCAAGUGUUGAAGCACCCAUGGAUCGUGAACAGAGAGUACCUAUCCCAAAACCAGCUGAGCAGACAGGACGUCCAUCUCGUGAAGGGCGCCAUGGCAGCCACCUACUUUGCUCUGAAUAGGACCCCACAGGCGCCGAGGCUGGAGCCUGUGCUCUCCUCUAGCUUGGCCCAACGCAGAGGCAUGAAGAGACUCACGUCUACCCGGUUGUAGUGGCCAGCCAAGUCUCCAGCCUCAGCCUCCCUGCCCAACGUCCUCUCAGGCUCACAGACGCCAGAUACAGGUCCUGUUCACGGGCCCUUGCGUGCCCGCGAGUCCAGCACAAAGAUGGAUCUGUCCUUGGCUGUCUCUCUGUUUCCUUUGCAGCCCCGGAAAGGGUCCUGCCCAGGAUGUCUGAGCCUUGCUGCGCCGACCUCGCCGCCUGCUCUCCUCUUCUCCUGAGUGAAACCAAAUAAACGUGUCACCUCACAGCACCCUGCUGGAGCCUCCCUGGGCUCACUCAGGGCUCUCGGUGUCUCCCAUGUCAUGGCUUAUGCUCAAAGCAGAGAGCUCUUCAUGUCACCUAUGUGUCCCACUGUCUCUCUAAGAGUGUUAGUGCACGGUCCCUGCCAGGAGACUGCAGAGCUGCUCUGGAAGGACUGGAUGUUCCGGUGACACCAGUGGCUGUGUGAAGGCAUCCAGCUUAAAUGCCUGGUUCUGUCCACAAUCACCCAAAGAGUGCCCCUCACCACCCUCUGGUUCACAAGUGAGAUGCUGGCUAGCCUCUCCCUGACCUGGUCACUGACUUGGCAAGAGUCCAGGUGGCUGAGUCUGUGUGAGAGCCUGAUUUGUGCUGGUUGAGACAGGAACCCAAGGAAAUUGCUGGGCAGAGCUCAGAACCCACUGCACUGCUGCCCCUCUAACCCUGUGGCCCCAGGGACACUGGAAGAAUGGGGGCUCCGCUAUGGCUGGGUGUGUUGGCAGCCCUGCACGCGUUUGCCUGAGGCCAUGUAGCAUAUUCACCCCCUGCUGCCCUGGGCCACAGAGAAACUGAAGAAAUGGAACUUUGCUCCCUCUCUCUCCCUUCCUUAGCAUGACUGAGGACAGGAGAGACACCUGAGUCCCUUGGCUGUAGAGAGACAGAAGGUGACAGGAAGUUGUCAGCAGGAGCGGUGUGCUUCGUAGAAGCCGUGGUUCUGUUUUGCGUCUUGUGUUUUCUGUUGUCUAACCUGUGUUUCCAGGCUGUGGGCUGCACAGGGAGCAGUAGCUCCACUGACCAGGCUGUCUGUGUGCACUCUGCAUGCAGAGUAAGCGAGUGAGACCCUGCCCGCAUAGCACGCUCCACUCCAAGUGGUCCCGGAAGAGGGACUUGUGUGUCCUCCGGUCUUUCUGGGGGCUGAGGAUGGUGGACUCAGGUUAGAGGACACUCCACUGUGGCUCAGGACCUGUGGAUUGAGAAGCAGCCCCUCUGCCUGGUAGGUGUAGGAGGCGCCUGUUGGUCACAGAAAGCUUGCACUAGGAAGACCACGGGUGGAUCGUGGCUGCUUCUCCAACUCCUGCCCCAGUGGAAUGUUCGGAACAUAACUCCUUUGCUCAGCCUAAUUAUUUCAGACCUCAAAAUGUAAACGUGUUUCACAAGCUUUAAAUACCCCACUGGACUCUGCUCUGUCUCAGAGUUGUAAAAUACAGAGUGGGGACAGACUGCGCGCCAUUUUCAGUGUCGCUAGGGAUGUUCUCGUGCUUUCUCAGUGGAACUUGCUCUGCCCAAGGCUGAGGUCACCUCCCCGUUGUUAAUGUUCUAGGUCCAGAUCCUUCCAUUUCUUGAUAGAACUCUAGAGGGAAAGUAUAGUGGGUGACUCAGUGACAGAUUCUGUCCUCUGGGAAAUGGGCUCACACCCUCUGAGGGCCUCUCUGGCAUGCGCACUCCAGCCACGCACAGCUUCAGGCUGGCUUUCCUUGCAGCUUCAAGAGUACAUCUUUCGAGGAAAGGAAAGAACAACAGGAUAUAGAAGGCGUGGCUGAGGAGGCGGGCACAGCGUGCCCCCCUCAUCACUUGGUCGCAUCACCUCUUUUAAUCAUGCCAGGUUAUCUGCCUUACACUCAGCCUACUCUGGCCAAAGGGAUGGAGGAGACUGGCACACCAGACGUAUCCUCCAAGUGUCUGAAAAGGAUGCUGGCUCAGCCAUGCUCUGCUGAGAGUGGAGGACCCCACAUGCCCACCCCCACCUAGUACUUGAUACUUGAAAUCUCUCGUGGAAUCAGCCUGAGGAGCACGCGGCGGGAUUAUUUUAAUCCCUGUUCUUUAAAGUCUUCAGUGCGACAGCAGGCGGCUGUGGCGUGUAACCCAGUAUCCCAGUGUUUACCUGUCCUGUGAACCCUUUACCGAACAUGAUAAAAGACCCUGUAUUCUCUACACAAAUGACUACUUGUGUAGUUACAGAAUUUGUCAUGGGAGAGCCCAGCCUACAUCCGGGACUCCUUCACGCAUAACCAGUAGCCACUUUUGGGCUAUCCCACUGGCAGCUCCUGUCCUGUUCGGGCUGAGAACAUGAUGAGUGUCCGGCUGAAGGAGGGGUGGGGUGGGGUGUUGGUCAGAGUCUCUACCCGAGAGUCAAUGGCAGGCAAGCCGUGAAUGUCCCCUGUCCUAUGGUUGUGUGAUUUUUGAACUACCCGUGUGCACUGAUCUUUGGAUAUUGUUUGGCUUUUUAAGUGAGGAUCUUCCCGAUGGUAUCUAAUGUUGACAGUAUUCUUUAUUAAAUGGUGUUCUUCUUUAAGAGGCCCUUAGGGAUUUUCCCUGCGUUGUUCUGCUUCUCUCAAGCACAGGAGGAGAUGCCCCGUGCCUCUUCAUUCUCUCUGGCAAGUUUUGCCGCCCUUCACCACCCGCAAGACUGUGAGACACCUGGAGUGGAAAAGGACUCUGUGGUCCCUAUGUGGCAGGGACAGGUGGAAGGGGAAGCCAGCAUGGCUCAUCCGUGCAGGUGAAAUGUACCUGUCCACCCCGCUCCCACCCCCGCUGCGUUUACAUGCUCAGCAGUUCCGUUUACAGCUCACUCCACGUUCACAUUUCCUGUCUGUGUUUGAGACGGGCGGCCACUGUACAGAUAUUUAUUAUGCUUUCCAAACUUUCCCAUGAGAUUUUUUUGAAUAAACAUGGAUUUUAUGAAGUGUAA